Messenger RNA from Lemur catta (Ring-tailed lemur), 369 nucleotides. RefSeq names its product 60S ribosomal protein L35a-like. The record is from RefSeq and is a predicted model, not a curated record. The transcript has a single exon. Gene Ontology annotation, molecular function: structural constituent of ribosome. The coding region runs from base 1 to 333 and encodes 110 amino acids. Lineage: Eukaryota; Metazoa; Chordata; Mammalia; Primates; Lemuridae. Gene Ontology annotation, cellular component: ribosome; cytosolic large ribosomal subunit. Gene Ontology annotation, biological process: ribosomal large subunit biogenesis; cytoplasmic translation.
AUGUCUGGAAGGCUGUGCUCCAAGGCCAUUUUUGCUGGCUAUAAGCAGGGUCUCUGGAACCAAAGAGAGCACACAGCUCUUCUUAAAAUUGAAGGUGUUUAUGCCCGAGAUGAAACUGAAUUCUAUUUGGGCAAGAGAUGUGCUUGUGUAUACAAAGCAAAGAACAACACAGGGACUCCUGGUAGCAAACCAAACAAAACCAGAGUAAUCUGGGGAAAGGUAACUCAGGCGCAUGGAAACAGUAGCAUGGUUCAGGCCAAAUUCCGAAGCAACCUUCCUGCUAAGGCCAUUGGACACAGAAUUCAUGCGAUGCUGUACCCCUCAAGGAUUUAAACUAAUGAAAAGUAAAUAAAUAAAAGUGGAUUUGUG